Ziziphus jujuba (common jujube) is the source of this 2470-nucleotide messenger RNA. Its product is annotated as phosphatidylinositol 4-kinase gamma 8. The record is from RefSeq and is a predicted model, not a curated record. NCBI's taxonomy places the organism in Eukaryota, Viridiplantae, Streptophyta, Magnoliopsida, Rosales, Rhamnaceae. The transcript is spliced from 4 exons. Bases 361 to 2160 code for a protein of 599 amino acids.
GUUGUUGGGUGGUCGGGGGUGGUAUAUUAAUAUUUAAUUAUUGUUAUUAUUUUAUUUAAAUAUUAAAACUGGGCUGGAAUUAUAUCAAUAUUAUUAAUUGAGUGGUCUCUCUCGCGCUUCCCUUGCUGUUCGUCUCCCUGAAUGCCUUAACCAGUGUUCAGGAAAAUCGCGACGAUUUGUGUACGGAGGAGCGAGGGAUUAAUUAAUUAGUCGAUCACAAAUUAAUGAUCAGAUUAGUCCAGCAUAUGACUUGCGCCACCUCUAUGCCAUAAUCGGUCUCCCUGGGAAGAUAAAUUUUGAGGCGACCCACUGCGAAUAUUAAUUUUGCCUUUGGCAUGUACUGCUACGAUUCUCACCUGCAUGAGAAUUUAUAAAAUGGCUGUAGCAGUUGACCAACAUAAUGGGUUCAAGCCGUUCUGCCGAACCCAGAGAUGCAGACUCCAAUCCUAUACUCACCUCGACCAAACUAAAUUUGUCAGCUCUUUGAAACAAGCAUUUGAAGUUGCUAAUAGUUUUCACCGAAGCUUCUCAACUCCAUGCAUAUCCCUGACCAGUAGUAGUGCAGUGAAUGAAGAAGAAGAAGAAGAGUUUGAGGUCAAUCCAAAGAUUGAGAUUGUUGGUGGCUACAAGGCCCCCGGAGUACGUGCUCUUGUGGUUGAAGUUGCCAUUGCCAUUGCUUCUGGUGUGGACCCAAUGCCGGUGGCAAGUGGGCUAGGUGGUGCCUAUUUUUUACGUAGCAUAAAUGGUGAUAAUAUUAUUGCGGUGGCAAAGCCCGUAGAUGAAGAACCUUUAGCCUUGAACAAUCCAAAAGGUUUCGGGGGUAGGAUGCUGGGGCAACCCGGUAUAAAACGCUCAGUUCGGAUAGGCGAGACGGGCUCUCGAGAAUUGGCUGCUUACCUCCUUGACCACGGUGGUUUUGCUGGUGUUCCCCCCACAGCUUUAGUCAAAAUCUCUAAUGUUGGAUUCCACCUCAACAAUAAUGAAGCCUCGGUUUCGUCAUCUACUACCACACACUAUCCCUAUAAGAUUGCUUCUCUCCAGCAUUUCGUAGAUCAUGACUAUGAUGCAGGAGAACUUGGUCCUUCUGGCUUCUCCGUUGCUUCUGUUCAUCGAAUCGGGAUUUUCGAUGUGAGACUUCUAAAUCUUGAUCGGCAUGCAGGAAAUAUGCUUGUGAAGAAACAACAACGUGAUGAUGAUGAUCAUCAUCAUCAUGAUCUCAACAGCAAUUAUACCGUUGGAGUGGCUGAGCUCGUGCCAAUUGACCAUGGGCUUUGCCUACCUGAGUGGCUUGACGACCCAUAUUUUGAAUGGCUGCAUUGGCCUCAAGCCUCGGUUCCAUUUUCUGAGUCUGAAGUUGACUACAUAUCCAACCUCGAUCCUUUUAAAGAUGCAGAGCUGCUAAGAACAGAGCUUCCUUCUUUAAGGGAGGCCAGCAUCCGCAUGCUUGUGCUCUGCACUAUUUUCCUAAAGCAAGCUGCUGCUGCUGGGCUUUGUCUUGCUGAAAUUGGUGAAAUGAUGUCUCGGGAGUUUUGUGGCGGAGAAGAAAAUUUGAGUGCAUUAGAGAAUGUAUGUGCCCAAGCUAAGGCUUCCUUGCCUAGUAAUGGUAAUGGUAAUAGUAUUAGUAUUUUUCAAGAGGAUAAUGAUGGUGGAUGUAAUGAUGAUGGUGGUAAUGAAAGUAAAAAAUCUACUGAAGAACAAAAUGAGGUCUUUCAAUUCGACAGUGGAAGUGAUCAAGAAGCUUGUAAUGAGGGUUUGGAUCUUCCACAGCUAUUACAGAGCCUUCCUGGGAUGGCUAAGCCACCCAAAACGUCAAGGUUUGCAUGUAGUGCAGGAGCAGGCAGUACAAGAUUGUUGCCCGAUACACAAGUAAGGUCUCCAUUGUGUGAGGAAAAUGACCAGGGAGAUGAUGAUGGUGAUAAGGAUUGUAAUAAGAUGGAUGGCGGUUGUGGUGGGGGUGGGGCUUUUACCAGGAGUAUGAGUUUUCAAGUGCAACAUAAUCAUAGUUAUGAAGAAGAAGCUGGGGUCAUCACUUUUGCAGACAUGAGCCAAGGUGAUUGGGAAUUGUUCUUAAAGAGUUUUGAGAAGUUUUUGCCAGAGGUUUUUGAAAGCAUAAAAUGCUUAAGCCAGAAGCAUAGGUUGGGAACUUCAUGCAAGUUCUGAUCAGAAAAUUAAGCACCCUUUUCUUUGACAUUCUUUAACCUACCUUUCACAGAAACUAUAGAAAGCUUAUUAGAUAGAGAUUAUAAAUACGAACCCCGAUUAAGAUUAUAAAUAAGUAAAUAAUCUUUAAUUACGAUGAUCUCUUGCUAAAAGAAAACCAUUUGCUUGAUUCCGUUUACGUAUUCUAAUAUAUAUAUAUAUAUAUAUAUAUUUAAAGCGUUGUAGAGAUUUUUCCCAGCUGUCUACAUAUAGAUCCACAUACAUAACAGGGUUCUGUUGCCUCUAAUUUUUUAUAUUUGUUAGAGAUUGG